Molecule: messenger RNA, 4139 nt
Organism: Echinops telfairi (small Madagascar hedgehog)
Lineage: Eukaryota; Metazoa; Chordata; Mammalia; Afrosoricida; Tenrecidae
Gene: SENP6
Product: SUMO specific peptidase 6
Exons: 24
Coding region: 35-3460 (1141 amino acids)
Biological process (GO): regulation of spindle assembly; regulation of kinetochore assembly; protein desumoylation
Cellular component (GO): cytoplasm; nucleus
Molecular function (GO): SUMO-specific endopeptidase activity
Source: RefSeq, a predicted model, not a curated record
AAAGACAGUAGAGUGUCAAUAAGGAGAAAGAUGCAUGAUGAGACUGCAAGUGACAUCAUCGAUUUCUUUCCAAAAAGCUUUGGCUAGAUCAGAGUGUAAGAGAGAUGGAGGUUUUAAAAAUAAUUGGAGCUUUGAUCAUGGAGAAGAAAGUGAAGGAGAUACAGAUAAAGAUGGGGCAAAUCUACUAAGUGUAGAUGAAGACGAGGAUUCUGAGACCUCAAAAGGAAAAAAGUUGAAUCGUCGAUCUGAAAUUGUUACUAGUUCUGGUGAUUUAAUCUUGAAAACAUAUGUAAGACGAAACAAGACUGAAAGCUUGAAAACUUUUAAAGGGAACCCAAUUGGACUUAACAUGUUGAGCAACAAUAAAAAAUUGAGUGAAAAUACACAAAAUGCACCAUUAUGUUCUGGAACUGUAGUUCAUGGUAGACGUUUUCAUCAUGCUAAUGCACAGAUAUCAUUGGUAAAAACAGCAGCCCAAAGCAAUCUGGACCGAAAAGAAAGGAAAGAAUACCCACCCCAUGUCCAGAAAGUUGACAUUGAUCCCGUAAGGUUAAGUCGGCCCCACAGUGUUGAACAUAUAAUGAAGAAAUCAGAUGAAUCUGAAUCACAAUCAGAACCCGAAAUUAAGAGAAAAGUACAACAGAAACGUCAUUGCAGUACUUACCAGUCUUUGCCUACUCUGCCUCCUGCUUCAAAAAAAUGCUUAACGCAUUUAGAGGUCUCUGAGCAACGUGAAUAUUGUCCAAAAUGUGGAAAAGAAAAGGAGAAUCAGACCAAAUGCCAAAGUUGUGGUAUUGUUUUUUCCAAGGAUUUACAAAGAAACUGCAGACAAGCCAUGACUUUGAAUGAAUCCCCUGGACCAUUAUUAAGGACGUCAAUUCAUCAGAAUUCUGGAGGACAGAAGUCACAGAAUACAGGAUUAAUCAAGAAGUUUUAUGGCAACAGCAUAGGAAAGGUUCCAAUUGAUAUUAUUGUGAAUUGUGAUGAUAGUAGACAGAAUUAUUUGCAGACUAAUGGGAAAGUCAUUUUACCUGGGGCAAAAAUAACCAAAAUUGCAAACAUGAAAGAAAGGAAAGCAAGCCUUUCACAUCUAAAUGAUCCAAUCAUUUUGUCCAGUGAUGAUGAUGACGACAGUGACAGAACUAAUAGAAGAGGGAGCAUAUCUCCUCAACCGGCUGAUUCAGCAUGUUCUUCCCCAGCGCCAUCCACUGGAAAAGUAGAAGCAGCACUUAAUGAAAAUACAUGUAGAGUAGAGCGUGAACUAAGAAGCAUUCCAGCAGAGUCAGAGUUAAAUACCGUUACAUUACCAAGAAAAGCAAGAAUGAAAGACCAGUUUGGCAAUUCUAUUAUCAACACACCUCUAAAACGUCGUAAAAUUGUUUCUCAAGAAACCAUAGUCGAUCCUUUGUCCUUAAACUGCCAGAGUUCCUGUGCUAAUAUCAUUUUACACUGUCGAAGUAUACGAGUAGGAACACUUUUCCAGCUGUUAGUACAUCCUGUAAUUUUUUCUUUAGAUUAUAUCAAGAUACAGCUAGAAGAACUGGAAGGUGAUCCUGUAGCAAUUACUUUAGAUACCUCUGAUUUAACUAAAUGUGAAUGGUGUAAUGUCCGAAAAUUACCAGUAGUGUUUCUAAAAACAAUACCAGCAAUUUAUCAAAAGUUGAGUAUGCAGCUGCAAAUGAAUAAGGAAGAUAAAGUUUGGAAUGAGUGUAAAGGAAUAAAUAAGAUAACAAAUCUAGAAGAACAAUAUAUUAUUUUAAUUUUUCAAACUGGCCUUGAUCUUCAGACAAAUAUGGUGUUUGAAAGUAUCAUUACUGACAUUGGUAUAAAGAAUAAUGUUGCCAAUUUUUUUUCCAAAAUUCCCUUUGAAGAAGCCAAUAGCAGACUUGUUGCCUGUACAAGAACCUAUGAAGAAAGUAUCAAAGGAAGCUGUGUGCAAAAAGAGAACAAAAUAAAAAAUGUGUCCUUUGAAUCUAAAAUACAACUUCGAAGCAAACAAGAAUUCCAAUUUUUUGAUGAUGAUGAAGAAACUGGAGAGAGCCAUACCAUCUUUAUUGGUCCUGUAGAAAAACUUAUUGUAUAUCCACCACCUCCAGCUAAAGGAGGAAUUUCUGUUACUAAUGAGGACCUGCACUGUCUAAAUGAAGGGGAAUUUUUAAAUGAUGUUAUUAUUGACUUUUAUUUAAAAUAUUUGGUGCUUGAAAAAUUGAAGAAAGAGGAAGCCGACCGAAUUCAUAUAUUCAGUUCUUUUUUUUAUAAACGCCUUAAUCAGCGAGAGAGGAGAAACCUUCAUGAAACAACCAAUCUGUCAAUACAGCAAAAGCGACAUGGUAGAGUAAAAACCUGGACCCGACAUGUAGAUAUUUUUGAGAAGGAUUUUAUAUUUGUACCCCUUAAUGAAGCUGCACAUUGGUUUUUGGCUGUUGUUUGUUUCCCUGGUUUGGAAAAACCAAAAUAUGAACCUAAUCCUCAUUACCACGAAAAUACAGUCAUACAAAAAAGUUCAACUGUAGAGGACAGUUGUAUUUCUUCUCCUUCAGCCUAUGAAAUGGACAGUUGUUCUUCACAAAACUCUUCUGCCAAACCUGUAAUUAAGAAGAUUCUAAACAGAAAGCAUUGUAUAGCUUUACUUGAUUCAAAUGCUGUACGGGAAGAAAGUGACCCUCGUUGUAGGAGAAAUAUAUGCAAUGUGAAAUGUAGUAUGAAAAAAAUUAAUCAUACUUCAAGUGAAAGUGAAGAAUCAAAUAAAGGAGAGUCUGCUUGCCACAAAGCUGUUGAUAGGACUAAAAGUGAGAAUGGCCUACAGGAUGAAUAUUUAAGUUCUCCACACCAUACAGAUGGAUUAAGCAAAAUCAGGCUAAACUAUAGUGAUGAAUCAUCUGAAGGUGGUAAAGUGCUUGAGGAUGAACUCAUUGACUUCUCCGAAGAUCAGGAUAACCAGGAUGAUAGCAGUGAUGAUGGAUUCCUUGCUGAUGAUAAUUGCAACUCAGAAAUAGGACAGUGGCAUUUAAAGCCUACAAUCUGUAAACAGCCUUGUAUCUUGCUUAUGGAUUCUCUCAGAGGCCCUUCUCGCUCAAAUGUUGUAAAAAUUCUAAGAGAAUAUCUAGAGGUGGAAUGGGAAGUUAAGAAAGGAAGUAAAAGGAGUUUUUCCAAAGAUGUUAUGAAAGGCUCAAAUCCAAAAGUACCACAGCAAAACAACUUCAGUGAUUGUGGUGUGUAUGUUUUGCAGUAUGUAGAAAGUUUUUUUGAGAAUCCAGUUCUCAAUUUUGAACUACCUAUGAAUUUGACAAACUGGUUUCCUCCUCCAAGAAUGCGGACAAAAAGAGAGGAAAUCCGCAACAUAAUUCUGAAGCUGCAGGAAGAUCAGUGCAAAGAGAAAAAGAAGCAUGACGACACGUAUUCAAUAGAAACGCCUUUAGGUGAAGGAACAGAACAAUACGUCAACAGUAUCCCAGACUGACCAUUUCUGUGGCUGUCAGUUCUGCCUCCAGAAACUAAAUGACAUUGACCUUUGUCUAUACAGUAAAAAAACCGAACUGUCCACUACUCAGAGUGAUUUGGAAAUUUCAGUGCUUGUAUAAAUGUCAUAUAAUUAAUUUUCAAUGGAGUAUGUAUUAAGUAAAUGUCUGUAAAUAUGUUAAUGAGGCCAAAUUUUCCAGCAUUUCUAAUUAUUUUUUUCACACGUUAGGAAGCUUUUGUUAUGUAUUUUCUGUUAAUAGAACUUAAACCUACAACUUCUAAACAAAAUAAAUAAAAUGAAAAUAUUUAUAGGAGGAAAUGGUUAACUUGAUAUUCUUUAGUAACUUGUAUUAAAUUCCUCACUGGGUGUGAUAUAUUUCAUAGGAAUAUUUAAGUAUCUGUGAUAAAUUUUUGACUUUAUACAUUUGUUUUGAAUUGAAAUAUAAGAAUAAGAUUAAGACAUUUUGAACUAAAAAGAAAGACAUCCUCAUGCUUAUGUUGCAUAAAAAGCAUCUUUUUAAUUAAUACACUCCUGUAUGCCCAGAAGCCCGAGAAAUGUUAAUAUUUAUAGUUUUAAACUGAUAUUUAUGAAGAAGCAGUAUUAAGAGCAAUUCAAAUUAAAGUUACUUUGAAUAAUAUUAUUAAAAAUGAAAUAAACUUUCUCAUACAUUAUUGUAAAA